This is a messenger RNA of Miniopterus natalensis, 1173 nucleotides long. It is a transcript of the gene NPC2, whose product is annotated as NPC intracellular cholesterol transporter 2. Gene Ontology annotation, biological process: cholesterol efflux; intracellular cholesterol transport. Gene Ontology annotation, molecular function: cholesterol binding. Lineage: Eukaryota; Metazoa; Chordata; Mammalia; Chiroptera; Miniopteridae. The record is from RefSeq and is a predicted model, not a curated record.
UCCUCCCCGAGCCCGCCCCGCCAGGUUUAUCUUGUGACUGCCGCGGCCGCUUCUUCCUUCCCGACGCUUGGAAGUUCCUUGGCAGCGAUGUGUUUCUCGGCCGCCGCGUUCCUGCUCCUGGCGCUCAGCGCUUCCGCCCUGGCGGAGCCCGUGCAUUUCAAAGACUGCGGUUCUGAGGUUGGAGUUGUAAAGGAAGUGAAUGUGAUCCCAUGUCCUGUUCAGCCCUGCCAUCUGCAGAAAGGACAGUCUUACGCUGUCAAUGUCACCUUCACCAGUAGUACUCAGUCUCAGGGGAGCAAAGCCGUGGUGCAUGGCAUCGUGAUGGGCGUCCCAAUUGCCUUUGCCAUUCCUGAGCCUGAUGGUUGUAAGAGUGGAGUCAACUGCCCCAUAGAAAAGAAUAAGACCUACAGCUACAUGGCUAAACUACCAGUGAAGAGUGCCUACCCCUCUAUAAAACUGGUGGUGAAGUGGGAACUUCGGGAUGACGAAGACCAUUGUCUCUUCUGCUGGGAAAUUCCAGUACAGCUUGAAAACUAGAGCUAUUUAAUGCCAGUGUGUCCGUCUGGAGAUGAGAGAGCAAGAGUGGAGGGAGGGGAAGAGAAAUCAAGUCUAAACUAAAUCAGUGCCGUAAGAGGAAAGGAAUUUCUAGACUGCUGUUUUAUGCCUCUCAACCUCCAGCUGCAUCUAAGACCCUGUUUCCGGAGAGCUCAGAACUGCUGCUCUUGUAAUACCUUUUGUAAAAGCAUUGAAGGAAAGGGAAGAGAGACAGAAACAGAGAGACAGACACUAUAGGAAUUGAUGUAAUUAUCUUCAGUGUUUUUUGCUGUUGAAAUAAGGAGGGUCCAGCCAGACAGGACCCGAAUGAGGCUGCUUAGGGAUAUUGACCCUUGUAGUGAAGGACAGGUUCCAAACCACAUUCCUCUAGCUGGGAUGUUACAUCUCCAAGUGCCUCAUUGAGUUCAGUGCAUCUGGCCAAUAAGCCUGCUGACUUGACAGCACCUCCAGCUCCACUGCCUCAACAGUAAUGACAUGCUCUUCUGUGGUAUCCAGCAUUUCAGCGGAGGGGGGUGGUCUGAGAUAGAAAUUCAGCUCUGGGUGGCUGGUUCUCUGUGGUUAUCUUAUUUCUUCUCUGUCUUAGGUGGUUUUCAUUAAAUGCAAAACUUGAUUAGCAGA